GUGUGGAUGGUAUACGGGAUCAACAUGUCCAGACGGUAUCUAGUGGUAGCCUCUUCAGUUGUGAUACUAAUAGUUGUCGUUUUGGCUCUUUCCUAUCAAAAAGAUACCCUCUCCUCUACUGGUCUCUCUCGCCUCCAUAAGUAUGAUCCCACUCAUCCCAGGCCUGGGACAACUGGUAUUAUUAGCCUAAUAGCUAAUGGGAGCUCAUCUCCUCCUCCUGUUUCUAUUUACCAUACACAGACACCUUCAGACACAACUCACUCCACUCCUCCAGCUGUUAGUAAAGCAUCAACUCAGGCAACUUCAGUUUCACUCAUUAAUCCAAAAGGAUUAGCAGAAGAUGGAUUCAUAGAAUACAGUUUAGGUGUGUCUCCAUUAUCUGACAUGAAGUUAGUGGGUCAUAGAGUACCUGAGAAGAUACUCAUUCCUGUUGAUAUCAGUGAUAUUUAUUUCUCUGUCAAAACUGCUUCAAUAUAUCCAGACAGACUAAACACUGUUAUGUUAACAUGGGCUCAGACUGUUAGCAUUGAACAAAUAUCCUUUACAACAGAUAAAGCUACUAAUUGGACUGAUGCUUUUGCAGCAAGAGGUUAUAAGAUAAACUUGGCACCUCACUGUGGACUAGGACAUGAACACUAUUUUUCUCUCUGUUGUAAAAGUGGUGUUGAGUACGAUCACUUUUAUAAAUCAAUAGAAUCCGGUAAAAAUUACAAUUGGUUGUGUCAUAUUGAUGAUGAUCAGUAUUAUAAUGUCUGGAAACUGAAGAGAAUGUUAAUAAAAUAUGAUCCUAACAAGCCAUGGUAUAUUGGAAAGAGCCAUCAUGGAUUCACUAGUUAUAAUUCUUUUCCAUUUCCUGAAGCUAAGAGGCAUGAUUAUAAAUUCAACACUGGCAAUGUUUAUUGCUUGAGUAAACAGACAAUGAAAGAAAUUGAGAAAUAUUUAAGGGCUAAGAAUUUCCCUAAAUCGUGUGAUAAAACUAGACAACCUGAUGAUGUCACAAUUGCUAUUAUUAUCGUUGGUGUCCUUGGCCAUACUCCAACAGAGGAGAAGCAGAUGUGGUCACAUUUAGAAUUACUAGAUCAACUACCAAAAGAGGAGUCCAUGAAAAUGAUAUCAUUUGGUUAUGGACAUUUAGAAGGAGCUUAUCAUGGCAGAUGGAACACUUCAUUAAACUUACCUAAUCCUCGCUUCUCUUACAAUGCUGAUCCUACAAGAUUUCUCUCCUAUCAUUGUAUGGUGUAUCCUAAACUGAAGUGGUGUCAAUAAUGAUAAUUUUUAUUUUUUAAUUGGCUUUAUAAUUAUAAUUUUAUAGUAAUAACUAAAUUCUAGUAUACACUAAAGCUUAACACCGA
Messenger RNA from Amphimedon queenslandica, 1352 nucleotides. Its product is annotated as beta-1,3-N-acetylglucosaminyltransferase lunatic fringe-like. Gene Ontology annotation, molecular function: glycosyltransferase activity. Lineage: Eukaryota; Metazoa; Porifera; Demospongiae; Haplosclerida; Niphatidae. Gene Ontology annotation, cellular component: membrane. Bases 7 to 1266 code for a protein of 419 amino acids. The record is from RefSeq and is a predicted model, not a curated record. The transcript has 13 exons.